This is a messenger RNA of Mytilus californianus (California mussel), 715 nucleotides long. RefSeq lists its product as uncharacterized. The transcript has 4 exons. Bases 60 to 695 code for a protein of 211 amino acids. NCBI's taxonomy places the organism in Eukaryota, Metazoa, Mollusca, Bivalvia, Mytilida, Mytilidae. The record is from RefSeq and is a predicted model, not a curated record.
ACUUGGUUGAUCAACAACUUGAAACAGUGAACAUCGAUGACAUCGUUGAAAAGUUAUAUAUGAUAACAUCAGCCACUUACAACACCCCAGUACCUGAGGAUUUUAUCCAAGCCACUGGAUUCUGUGAAAAAUUGGCAGAGAUAUACUACGAGGAGUGUGAAUACGAAGUACUAGGAAUGAUAAAUGGAAACUAUUUCAAGAAAUCCAAGACAGACAGUCGUGAGCGUCAAGAUGACUGUUUCUUCCCCAUAAAUGGCGGAAUUCGCACAAAACCAGUAACACGUGAAGAAAAGAGCAGAGGAAUCGUCAACAUCAAAGCAGGUUACCAAGUCAAAUUAAAAUUGUCUUUAAUGAACGGAAAUGUUGGUUUCGGUUGGAUAAGACGAAAUGCACUCUUUAGCGGGAAGAAAUGGGGGUUUUAUUUCCUGACAUCGGAAGAUUCUGCAACAACAUCAACAAUAGAUGUGUCAUCCGUAUCAUCAAACAUAGCUAUUCCAACAAUUGUAGUAACAGAUUGUUCUGACGAUUUUAAAGGACAGGGAGAUAAUCCAUGUGUAAUAGCCCAGGAAAACGACAAACACGAAAACUCACAAAAGAAAGAACAAGAAGAUGCAGUCGUAGUGCCUAUGAUCGAGAAACUUAUUGCUGAAUGUAUACACGAGAUUGAAAUGGUAGAAAGAUUAUUGGUAGUUUGAAAUGGAAAAAGAAUUAUAUG